Molecule: messenger RNA, 476 nt
Organism: Chiroxiphia lanceolata (lance-tailed manakin)
Lineage: Eukaryota; Metazoa; Chordata; Aves; Passeriformes; Pipridae
Gene: ANAPC11
Product: anaphase promoting complex subunit 11
Exons: 2
Coding region: 13-267 (84 amino acids)
Biological process (GO): protein ubiquitination; positive regulation of mitotic metaphase/anaphase transition; anaphase-promoting complex-dependent catabolic process
Cellular component (GO): nucleus; anaphase-promoting complex
Molecular function (GO): zinc ion binding; ubiquitin protein ligase activity; cullin family protein binding
Source: RefSeq, a predicted model, not a curated record
GCAGGGGCGGCCAUGCGGGUGCGCGUGCGGAGCUGGCACGGGGUCGCGUCCUGGCUCUGGGUGGCGAACGACGAGAACUGCGGCAUCUGCCGGAUGGCGUUCAACGGCUGCUGCCCCGACUGUAAAGUGCCCGGCGACGACUGCCCGCUGGUGUGGGGACAGUGCUCGCACUGCUUCCACAUGCACUGCAUCCUGAAGUGGCUGAACUCGCAGCAGGUGCAGCAGCACUGCCCCAUGUGCCGCCAGGAGUGGAAGUUCCGCGAGUGACGGCGGCAUGAGGGGAACGGGCGGGCCCCGGCCCCGCCCAGCAACCGCGCUGCCGCCGCUCGCGUGUCCGCGUGCGCCGUCCCGGGGCUGCAGGGGCGGGUCGCACCGCCACGGCGGGGGCGGCGAGGCGGGACCCCCGCCUGGCCAUAAAGGCGGCGGCGGCCCCGGGCGCUGCGGCCCCGCUGGCGCCAUGCGCGCUGCCCUGGCAC